Messenger RNA from Diatraea saccharalis (sugarcane borer), 2567 nucleotides. Lineage: Eukaryota; Metazoa; Arthropoda; Insecta; Lepidoptera; Crambidae. The record is from the annotation of a GenBank genome assembly.
AACUUUUGAUUUUGAAAGCUUGCCCUCCGCUAAAUUUAAACUGUUUGAAACUUUGAUGAUUAAUUUAGAUUAUAUUGUAACAAAAGCAAUGUUGCUAUGAAUCAAUUGAAAUUGAAUUACCGUCGAUCUAUUUAGACACAUGUUUGUAGAUGGAACAAGACAAACGAAGUGAUAAAGAUAGUUUGGAAAAGUUCGACAUCAAGCUUAAAUCUAGGCCAAAGGAUGGAGUUAUCCUGCAGCUUCAUCACACGGUUCGCGGCUCAAACGGGGAAACUCGUAGGAUUCGGUUUUCAACUGGUACAUUUGAUGACAGCCAAGAAAAACUGGCAUGCGCCGAUAACGCCGGUAACCUUUUCAUUCUAGACUUUACGGAUCUUAAAUUUUGGAAACAUACUGGUGUAGGGCCGUCUAAUGCUCUCCAUUUCGUACCUAACAAACUUGACAUGUUAGUAGUUGCAAAGUCUAAAAACUUUGAAAUAUCGUUUUUGGAUAUUGAAACCGGUCAAACAUCACUUACAUUAACUGGUCACACGGCACCGAUUAAGCACAUUUCCUUCUCUAACAACAAACUCAAUAAUUUACUAACGGCCAGUCCAGUAGAAGCUAUACUCUGGGAAUUGCGUAAUUACACAAAGUAUUUCACUCUGAAUACAUACCUGGGAGCACAGAUACAACAAAUCAUGUUCAUGCCUGGGGGCGAUUAUCUCGUGGCUUGUUUUCAAAAUGACACUGUCCAAAUAUGGAAACAUGAGAAUAUGAAAUCAGUUAAACAAAUUAUACCAAGUGAAUUAAAACAUAUGAAAAGUAUUGCAUUUACAAUGAACGGCCGAGCAAUGGCCAUGUCUGGUCUGUCCCCAACAUUAAUUUUAUUCAGCAUGGACACUUGGAAAGCUCUCAAGUCCAUAAAUUUAACAAAACUGAACAUAUCUGGAGCACAACAAGUAGCAUUUAUCCCACAGGUAUUUGAUGGUGGGGCUAAUAAGAUACUAGCCAUUCUUAGCAGUGACUGCACCCUAAAUUUACUAGACUUGGAAUCGGUAAGUAUUAUACAAACAAUAUGCCCUGAAUCAUCAGGUAUACGAAAGUUUGUUGUCAGUCCAAGUGGUAAGUAUUUUCUUUGUGUAUUACAAUUGGGAGAAGUGAACAUAUAUAAUUCUGCACAUGUAUUAGACAUACCUCAGAGUGCAAAAGUUGAUAAUGUUAAAGAAGAAACACCUAGCACCUCAGCACACAGAAAUGUGUCACAAGAUUUGCCUCUAUCAAAAGUUGAAAUUGAACAAAAAAUGAAGUGUUGCAUGGAUAGUGCUAGACUAAGACGAAUAUUAAUGCAAUAUGGUGAAUACCCUGAGAAGUUCAGGUCAGCUAUUUGGAGAUCUCUGUUAAAUACUCCUAAAAACAAAGUAGCUUAUUCUGCCUUAAUAGACAAAGGUAUUCACCCAUCAUAUAAGGAUAUUGAAAAGCAGUUUACAAUACACAGUUCGGCUACACUUAAAAAUUUAAAAAGAUUAUUAUCAUGUCUUGCUCAUUGGUGUCCAUUGUUUGCUGUAAUGAAAUUUUUGCCAGAAUUUGUGUUUCCAUUUGUGAAAGUAUUACAAAAAGAUCCUCUUCUGUUAUUUGAGUGUGUCGCAACUAUACUUAUGAAUUAUUGUCAACUUUGGUUUGAGUACGCUCCCUUCCCUCCGAUAAGUAUAUUGGCAAUGGUUGAAAACAUUCUGGCGGAACAUGAUCAACAUCUCCUUAAUCACUAUUGUGAAGCAGGUAUAACUAGUCAAACAUACGCCUUAAAAAUAUUAGAGACAGCUUUCAGUGAAGUGCUCAGCUGCUCUGAAUGGCUUAUUUUAUGGGACCACAUCCUUAGCAAUGAAGCUGCUUUUAUUCUAAUGGCUGUGGUAUCUUAUAACAUAGUACAAAGGAAUGCAAUAAAAAGACUGACUACCCAUGAACAAAUUGAAAACUUUUUCCACUUACAGAAUCCCAUUGAUAAAAAGUUGUUUUUAAAGAAAGCCUAUGUCUUACUUAAUGAUACCGAUGAAGAUAUACAUCCCAGAAAAUUCUUCAACAGUUUCAUAUCUUUAGACAAAGGUGACUGUUAUCAGCAGUUUACUGGAUAUCCAAAAGCGACUAUAUGCCUUAAGUUAGCUAAAAAAGAAAAAAAACAAGAGGUCAAAAGUAAUAAGUAUACUUUGAGAGAACUGACAAAAAAGACUCAAGAAAAAGAGAUAAGUGAAAGAUUACAAUUGGAAGCUGAUUCAGAUGCUAAAUCAAUGAACAGUUCAUAUGAAGAAUGUGAUCAUAAACAUUUAAACAAAACUAGGAAAGGGCACCAAAACUCUAAAGGUGAUUUGUGUACAAAAGAAUUUUUAGAAAAUGUAAUGUUUCCCAAGCACAACAGCAAAAAUCAUGAAGACUCAAAAUGUACUAAAAAAGACAAAGAUGACAACAUGAACAAAUCGUCAAUAUCAAAAACAAAGAAAAGGGUACAGUCAGCAAGUAAAAAAAAUGACACCCUAGAGAAAGAAGUUAAAAAACUACUGGUAGCUGCUUCAAAUUCAGAUGUCACAGAAUAA